AUGGUAGACCAAAGUUCCUCCAUGAAGACUAUCACAUACGAGAACAGCAGAGCCAAGCAAGUCUUCGAGAUCCCAGAAUCACUUGAAAACAUCUUGACGUCGCUCUCUACCCACGACCUCUUGUUGUGUCAACGUACAGUCAGCUGUUUCCGCGCCACCGUCAAAGGCUCCAUAAAGCUGAAGAAGAAGCCUUUUGUGGCACAAGAGCCAGACAUGGCACUGCGCCUUAACCCAUUCCUGAUGUGUGCAGCAAGCGAUAUCUACCACGAUCCCCGGAUCACCUGGCUAGAGGACCAGGCCAUGGUACGCCAGAACGCGAAGACCGAUCUUAUCUUGUGUCAUGGUCACAGGUGGUGGGUCAUCAGGGAAGCGCCAGCACAGCGCUAUACGCCAUGGGAUGUAUGGCAGUCCGCCUCAAACCCAGGCAAAUUUGCACUCACUUGGACUAUUAGAGAGAGCCCACACCCGGACGAAGUGCACGAAGAAGGUGCUGGAUUCCUGAUGAGGGACGCCUGGGGUCGGCGCUCGCAAGCCAGGCCUGAGCAAAUCGUAGGCGACGACGCUUCGGUCUGGGAUAUGCAGCUUUGCCACUCUGCUGGUUCGAUGGACGUUUGUUGUUCUAUGGUCAGCACUGGUCGGUACAGCUGGAAAUUGUCUGGACAGGUGGCUUCAAGAUCUGACAAAUGGAUCUAUGGACCGCCCAGAGAUUUUACGUUAAGGGAGAUGAUGGAUGGACUUGAGAGGCGAAGGAUGGGAGACAUAGGCAGCAUGUGGGUCAAAUUCUUCGAGACAGUUACCAGGCAAGCUGUCGGUUUAGUGUACACGAAUAGCCCGGUCGCUAUCUUGAGAAGCACGAGAAUAAGAAGGACGUGGGCCUUGGGUCAACGAGAUACAUGA
This is a messenger RNA of Fulvia fulva, 897 nucleotides long. RefSeq lists its product as uncharacterized. The transcript has a single exon. The coding region runs from base 1 to 897 and encodes 298 amino acids. Lineage: Eukaryota; Fungi; Ascomycota; Dothideomycetes; Mycosphaerellales; Mycosphaerellaceae. The record is from RefSeq and is a predicted model, not a curated record.